AUGGCUACCAGACAUGAUUUUGCAGAUGCAUACAGUACAGAUACCAGUGAGGAAGAACAAGAAGAAGAAGAUGAAGAAGAUGUUGAAGAGGAAUCCAAAGAUUGCAAAGAGCUCAUUCCUAGCACGUGCCCACCACGUGGGAGGGCGUUUCUGGACCCAAGAUCCGAAUGGGUUCAAGAAUGGAACCGGGCGUUCCUUCUGGUUUGCGCCACCGGUCUGUUCAUUGACCCGCUGUUUUUCUACACACUCUCCAUAAGUGAACCAUGCAUGUGUGUGUUCGUCGACUGGUGGUUCGCCAUCACAGUCACGGUUCUCCGGUGUGUUACUGACGCCUUGCACGUGUGGAACAUGUGGUUGCAGUUCAAGAUGAGCAGGUGGUGGAGAUCGCCGCACCACCACCGUCGAUUAAGCCAUGACGAUGAAAUUGCACGUAACGUCGCCGCUCGGAUCAUAACCAAGGCCAAGAAAAGCUUCGUUUUUGAUCUCUUCGUAAUCCUCCCAAUACCCCAGGUUUGA
Molecule: messenger RNA, 516 nt
Organism: Lactuca sativa (garden lettuce)
Lineage: Eukaryota; Viridiplantae; Streptophyta; Magnoliopsida; Asterales; Asteraceae
Source: RefSeq, a predicted model, not a curated record